Molecule: messenger RNA, 1026 nt
Organism: Chanos chanos (milkfish)
Lineage: Eukaryota; Metazoa; Chordata; Actinopteri; Gonorynchiformes; Chanidae
Gene: angptl7
Product: angiopoietin-like 7
Exons: 5
Coding region: 1-1026 (341 amino acids)
Biological process (GO): blood coagulation
Source: RefSeq, a predicted model, not a curated record
AUGGUGAAGAGCACAGCAGCCCCGUGUGUUGCUAUCUUGUUACUGUUCCUCACAGAGACACUGGCCCAAAGACCGAUGAACAAGCGUCUGGCCGCUCCACCGAAACCCGCCAAGGCUCAGUGCUGUGAUGAGGUGCGCUCUCUGAAGGUACAGGUGGCUAACCUGACCAGUCUGCUGGAGGAACUGGGCAAGAAGCAGGAGGCAGACCUGAGGACCGUGGUGAAGCAGAUGAUGGAACUGGACCAGCAGAGUCGCCUGCAGGAAGCCCGCGUGAUGGAGGCUGAGAGCAAGUACUCCGAGAUCCACAAUCGCGUAGAGAUCAUGCAGCUACAGGCCGCGCAGUCCGCCACACACACCACAACAGAUGCCAUCUAUGACUGCGCAUCCCUGUUUAACAAAAACUACAAGAUUUCUGGAGAAUACAGACUGCCAAAGGACGAUUUCCUGGGAACGCCUGAGCUGUCUGUGUUCUGUGACAUGGAAAACAAUGGGGGAGGCUGGACUGUUAUCCAGAGGAGGAAAGUGGGCCUGACAAGUUUUAACCGGGACUGGAAGCAGUAUAAGCACGGUUUUGGCAACAUCCGCGGAGAUUUCUGGCUGGGCAAUGAGCACAUCUUCCGCCUAACCAGACAGCCCACAGUGUUGAGGAUAGAGCUGGAGGAUUGGGAGGGUGAGGUGCGCUAUGCUGAGUAUGGCUUCUUCACUGUCAGUAAUGAACUCAACAGCUACAAGCUGUUCAUCGCCAACUACAGUGGAAAUGCUGGAGACUCUCUGCGUUACCAUAACAACACUAACUUCAGCACCAAGAACAAGGACAAUGACAAGUGUGUGGAUGACUGUGCCCAGCUUCGUCAAGGUGGUUACUGGUACAACUGUUGCACGGACUCCAAUCUGAAUGGUGUGUUCUAUCGCUAUGGUUCACACGCCAAGAAUAUGGAUGGAAUCACCUGGUACGCCUGGCACGGGCCAAACUACUCCCUCAAACGAGUGGAGAUGAAGAUAAGACCCCAGAACUUUGCUGCUUAG